AUGAAUUUAAAAGAAAACAAUAAAGUUUUACGUUUAUUAAUUCGAACGGUAGGAAGAUUGUCAAAUUUUUUUGAUAAAAAUGAAACAUGGAAAUGUUUUUUAUCAAGUAUUUAUAGAUAUGAAAAUGAAAAAUGUGAAAGAUAUAAUGAGUUUUUAAAAUAUUAUUUAAAUAAUAAUAUCCACUACUGUCCCAUUAAAUCAAAUAAAAAAAAGUUGAAAAGUGAAUUAAUUUAUUUUUUGAGAAACAAUAUAAAUAAUGAUGUUUUUAAUAUUGGUUUCACAGCUAUUCGGCAUUUAAGUAGAAUAAAAAAAUCUAUAUUAACAAUAUCAAAUGAAAAUAACGAUUUAGAACUUAAAAAUACAAAAUUAUUGCAAGAUCGUAAAAUAUGGAAUUCUGAAGAAGAAAAAAUUUUUUUUAAAAAUAAUAUUCGCAUGAUAAAUUUUAAUACAUUUAAUGAAAGGGGGAAAGAAAAAGAGAAUGAACAAGAUAUAGAAAAUGAAAAGGAAAAUGAAAAUAAAAAGAAGCUUUCUGUGUUAAAAAAAAAUAUAAAUAGAAAAACUAACAAAAAUAAUUCUGAAAAUAUAGAAGAAUUUAAUUCAGACAAAUUAAAAUAUGACGAAAAUAAUGACAGUAUAACUAAUAAAGAUGCCUUAGAAAAUGAUAUUAAUAAUACAAAGAAAAAUUUUUCAAAAAAUAAUAUAAGUAAUUCUGAAUAUAAUUAUAAUAAUCAGAUGAAAAACAAUAAAAAUAAUGUUUUAAAAAGAAUAAAUUAUAAAAAUGAAAUUAAAAAAGGAACCAUAUUGAUUGCUCAUCCAUUAACAUCUAGUACAUUAUGGAAUAAAUCUGUUAUUUUAAUUACGCAAAAGGAAAAAAAUAAUUUAGUAUGUGGUUUAAUUUUAAAUAAACAUCCAUUAUAUAAUAAUUACAUGGGAAUUUCUAAUGAUAGAGAAAUUAUUAAAAUAUUAAAUAAGUUGUAUUUUAAAAAUAGAAAGUUUAUUAAUGAAAUAUCUGAAAAUUAUAUGUCAAAUGAGAAGAAAGAUAAUAUUAAAGCGUUUAAAGAAUUAGAUAGAAAGCAAGAAGAAUAUAUAGAUGAUAAAGAAAUUACAGAAACAAAAAAAACUUUUGAAGAAAACAAUACAUUACAUAAUUUAAAAACAGAUAAAAUGAAUAUAAUUGACAUUGAAAAAAUUGAUGAUAAUAAUGAUAUAGAAAAUGUAAAAAAUGUAAAAAGCAUCGUUAAAAAUACUGAUGAUGAAAAAAAUACUAAUACUACCAAAAUACCUAUUAGCUUAAAAAAUAAUGAAAAAAGAGAAACAUACUUAGAAAAAAAAUUUGAAUUAGAAAAUAAAAAAAACCUGAAAUCAGAUGAUCAAAAUAUUAGUCAAGAUGAUUUUCCAACAUUAAAAGAUUUACAAGAAAUGUUUUUAAGAAUACAAUUUCGUAGCUCUUCUAAACAUUAUAUGAAUAAGAAAAUCAAAAAGAAAAAUAACUUUUUUAUAAUGAUGGAUGAACAUCUUUUAGAUAUAAUUACUCAUUAUAUAAUAAAAUUAAAUAAGGUUCCUCUUUAUCUACGUUUUUUACCUUCAUAUAAUAUUGGUUCAAUGACAGAUAUAAAGAGUGAAAUUAAAAAGCUACAGUUUUUAAAUGAGUUUUACAAAAUAUACUUUGAAAAAUAUAACAAAUGGAAAGUUGUAAUAAUAAAUAAUCGUAUACAUAUUUUUGAUAAAGAAAAAAAUAAAACCAAAUUAGACAAAAUUCCGAAGAAAGCAGAAUUAGUGGAUAGCAAUUCUAAUGAAGAAAAGAAAUUAAGCGAAGAAGAAAAAGAAUUAAUUCACAGAAAAAUUCAAAAAUUUAAAGAAACCAAUAAAAUGGAUGAUGAGGAAAAUACUUAUGAAAAAGAAAACAAAGGCAUAUCAGGAGAAAGUGAAGAUACAAUUAUCAAAGAGGAAUUAGACGAUGAUAAUGAAGAGAAUUGUUAUGAUGAUGAUGAUGAUGAAAGUUAUGAAGAUGAAGAUGAAAAUUGCAAAAAUGAAGAAGACGAAGAAACUUUCGAAAAUGAAGAGGACGAAGAUAGUUCAGAAAAUUUUGAAGAAUAUACAUCAAAAAAAAAAGGAAAUACACAAGAUGAGAUAGAAAAUUUAGAAAUGUUAAAAAAAAAAUCAAAAAAAAAUAAAUCAUCAUAUCUAAGUAAAAUAGAUAUAAAUUCUAUAAACAAAAAUUAUUUUAUGAAAAAUCCAGUUUAUUUAUUCUGGUUAGGAGGCCCAUUACCAGGAUUAACAAUUUUACACAAUAUGAAAAAAUUUUCAAAAAAUAUUGUAAUAAAUGAUUUAAUAUAUGAAGGUUAUAAUGAAAAUGUUAAUAUGAAUAAUAUUGAUCAACAUGAUUGUGAUGUAAUGUAUCAAAAAAAUAAUUUAUUAAAGGAUUCUUAUGAUGAAGAAAAAAGUAAAAUCCAUUCAUCGAAAGAAAGUAAAUCAAAUAUCUUAAAAAGUGAUCUUAAUCAAGAUAAGAAUAAUAUGAAUGAAGAUAAUAAUUUAAAUAAUCUAAAGAAUAUGAGUUGCUUAAAUAAUGUAAAUGAUAAUAACGAUCCAGAAAAAAAAUUGAUAAAAAGAUUUAUUGGGAAAGCUACUUGGGAUUUAAACCAAUUAAUAGAAGAAUUAAAUAAUGAUUACUGGAUAGCUAUAAAUUGUGACAAUAAAGAAUUAUUAUCAAAAAUUAUUUUUUAUUCAAGUGAUUCCGACAAUAAUAAUAAUAAUAGUAAUAAUAAUACUUUAUCUAAUGUUUAUAAUUCAUAUAAAGGAGAACAUUUAUGGGAAAAAAUAUUGGCAUCCUUAAAUAAUGAUUAUGAAGAAAUUUCAAAAAUUCCACAAAAAGUUAUAGAUAAUUUUUUAAAAGAUUUCAAAAGUAUGGAAAAUGAAUAA
Messenger RNA from Plasmodium gallinaceum, 2919 nucleotides. RefSeq names its product conserved Plasmodium protein, unknown function. The coding region runs from base 1 to 2919 and encodes 972 amino acids. The transcript has a single exon. Lineage: Eukaryota; Apicomplexa; Aconoidasida; Haemosporida; Plasmodiidae. The record is from RefSeq and is a predicted model, not a curated record.